This is a messenger RNA of Physella acuta, 342 nucleotides long. RefSeq lists its product as uncharacterized. NCBI's taxonomy places the organism in Eukaryota, Metazoa, Mollusca, Gastropoda, Physidae. The record is from RefSeq and is a predicted model, not a curated record.
AUGACGUGAACAAAGGAUGAUGUUGCUGUUGAGUCAGAAACAAAAGAGAUCACAGAGCCAAUUGUAGCAAAGACAGUUGAAGAUGUGAAAGGCAAAGCUAAUGAGGCUGAUGCUGAAGCAGAAGAAGAAACAGAAGAAAACACAAAAACAGAAGAUUCAGAAGAAAAUACAAAUGAAAAUGCUAGCUCAGAAGAGACAGAAUCAAAAACAGAAGAAACAACAGCAGAAAAGCGAUUUUUAGCUGAAAGUGAAGAUGCAGAAGAUGAAAGUCCGAAGAAAAAGGCAAAGACAGACUCAAAUGAAUCAUCGAAUAGCACCACAUAAACAACUGAAUCUGCUUAG